Dermacentor andersoni is the source of this 742-nucleotide messenger RNA. It is a transcript of the gene ATPsynC, whose product is annotated as ATP synthase, subunit C. Gene Ontology annotation, biological process: proton transmembrane transport; proton motive force-driven ATP synthesis. NCBI's taxonomy places the organism in Eukaryota, Metazoa, Arthropoda, Arachnida, Ixodida, Ixodidae. Gene Ontology annotation, molecular function: proton transmembrane transporter activity. The record is from RefSeq and is a predicted model, not a curated record.
GCUUCGUUCACACUCGCCUUUUACGCACACCCUUCUCCGGCAGGAACCGCGCGCACGCGCAGUCGGUGCAGUCCCUUGGAUCUUGCUGGCUGUGGUAGUCGUUGUGUACACCCUUCGAGGACCAAACUAAAGAUGUUCGCCCUCAAGCUCGCCGCCCCCGUUUCACGAACUGUGGCCUCUGCCACUUCCCGGUCUUGCCUGCGGCCUCUGUCCUCAUCAGUCAGCAACAGCAGACUCUUUGAAGAGAACCAGAGCAAGUCCGUGGUGCUGCCCGCCGGAGUCUCUGGGCUGGCUCUUGGCGCUGGGCCUCUUAGCCAAGUUGUGCGGGGCUUCCAGACCAGUGCAGUCCAGCGGGACAUUGACUCUGCUGCAAAGUUCAUUGGAGCUGGAGCUGCUACCGUCGGUGUCGCCGGCUCUGGUGCUGGUAUCGGCAGUGUGUUCGGCAGCCUGAUCAUCGGCUAUGCCCGGAACCCAUCCCUGAAGCAGCAGCUGUUCUCCUAUGCCAUCCUGGGCUUUGCCCUGUCUGAGGCCAUGGGUCUCUUCUGUCUUAUGAUGGCCUUCCUGUUGCUGUUCGCCUUCUAAGACACUGCCACAUGCCACGAUCCUUUUUUUUUUUUUUUCCGAAUUGUGCAUUAGAGACAGUUGUUGGCUGGCAAUCGGACCUCUUGUGUUUGGAGGGGGGACUGCCCGUAGUGCAGGUCAUCUGUAAAUGCCCGGACACUGAAUUAAACAAGUAAAAAGA